AGCAGCGUGAACGCGCAGUGCUGCGCGUGGAUGAGUGGCCGCACUGAUUAGCAGGGCAAAGUAGUUUUCAGCGACCGUCACCGAGCUGCGAAUGACUGCGGUUUAAUUACAUUCAAACAGCACGCACGGAUAAAAAUAUGCGCAACUAUUCAGCGCGGACUUGAAUUUCAAGGAGUUGUUCGGGAAGCGAGCGGCGGCAGAGAAAAGAAAACCAAUUAAUUCAGUGGGAAUGCAGGGAAUUAAAUAGAGACUUAGGCAUUUUGCUUGUCUAUUACGUGUGUGCUGCUCUGCGACCCAUCCAGAGAGGAGACGAAAAACUUGAGUCCCAAGUAAAAUUUACUUCAGCGUUCACGUCUGGAGCUCACUUAGAAGCUGCCAGUAACAGUUCCAGCACAUCAAAGUGAAAAUGUCUUGAAUCGGUGGCCUCUCCAGCCCAGUAAAGGACGUGCCAGUGCCAGCUGCUGCUAAUGGGAACUCCUGCUCCGCCAUGAGUUCUCGUGAUGGCGGUGGCGGCGUUGGUGGCGUGGGCACCCUUGGUCGGCGGCAGCGCUUCGAGAACUCAGAGUUCACGGUGCGUAUCUACCCAGGAGCCCUGGCUGAGGGCACCAUCUACUGCCCGAUAAGUGCCCGCAAGACCACCACAGCUGCUGAGGCCAUCGAACGUGUCAUUGACCGCCUACAGCUGGAUCGUACCAAGUGUUAUGUUCUGGCUGAGGUGAAGGAGUUUGGUGGGGAAGAAUGGAUUCUGAACCCAUCCGACUGUCCUGUGCAGAGGAUGAUGCUAUGGCCCCGUGUGGCACUAGAGCAACGUCCACUGUCUGGCGGUGAGGAUUACCGCUUCCUCCUAAGGCAAAAGAACCUGGAUGGCUCAAUUCACUAUGGUGGCAGCCUCCAGAUGUGGCUGCAGGUCACAGAGGAGCGUAGGCGUAUGGUGGAACGUGGACUGCUGCCACAGCCUGAUUCUCAGGGUGAUCAUGCAGAUCUUUGCCAUCUGCCGGAGCUUAACGAGCGCUCGCUGCUGGACAACCUGCGCUUCCGCUUCCUCCAGGAAAGGAUCUACACUUAUGUUGGAAGCAUCCUCAUCGUCAUUAACCCCUUCAAGUUCCUGCCCAUCUACAACCCCAAGUAUGUGAAGUUGUAUGAUAAUCAUACACUGGGAGAUUUGGAGCCACAUAUUUACGCCGUGGCUGAUGUGGCUUACCACGCCAUGCUACAGAGAGAGAGAAAUCAGUGCAUUGUUAUAUCAGGGGAGAGUGGCUCUGGGAAGACACAAAGCACAAACUUUCUUAUUCAUCAUCUGACCGCUCUCAGCCAGAAGGGUUUUGCCAGCGGAGUGGAGCAGAUAAUCUUGGGGGCAGGGCCAGUACUAGAGGCAUUUGGGAACGCAAAGACAGCCCACAAUAACAACUCGAGCCGUUUUGGCAAAUUCAUUCAGGUGAACUACCAGGAGAGUGGCACUGUGAGAGGAGCAUAUGUGGAAAAAUACCUUCUGGAAAAGUCAAGGCUGGUCUAUCAGGAGCACAAUGAGCGAAACUACCAUGUGUUUUACUACCUGCUGGCAGGAUCGAGUGAAGAAGAGAGGAAAGCCUUUCAUCUCAAGAAGCCUGAAGAGUACCAUUACCUCAGUCAGAUGACAAAGUCAACCCGCCAACUGCACUGGGACAGUUACAGUGAGAGUGAACCGGACUGCUUCACAGUUGAAGGGGAAGACCUGAAGCAUGACUUUGAGAGGCUUCAGCUGGCCAUGGAGAUGGUGGGCUUUCUUCCUGCCACGCGGAAACAGAUCUUCUCCCUGCUGUCGGCCAUCCUUCACCUUGGCAACAUCCGCUAUAAGAGGAAAACCUACAGGGACGACUCUAUUGAUAUCUGUAACCCAGAGGUGCUGCCUGUCGUCUCAGAACUGCUGGAGGUCAAAGAAGAGAUGCUGUUCGAAGCUCUAACAACACGGAAGACCGUUACUGUUGGAGAGAAGCUGAUUGUUCCUUAUAAACUUGCCGAGGCUGGUACGGUGCGAGACUCCAUGGCAAAGUCCCUGUACAGUGCUCUGUUUGACUGGAUUGUCUUCAGGAUCAACCAUGCUCUGCUCAACAUCAAGGACCUGGUGGAAACCACCAAGAUCUUGUCCAUUGGAGUACUUGACAUUUUUGGUUUUGAGGAUUACGAGAACAACAGUUUCGAACAGUUCUGCAUCAACUUUGCCAACGAACGUCUCCAGCACUACUUCAACCAGCACAUCUUUAAGCUUGAACAAGAGGAAUAUAGAGCAGAGGGCAUCAGCUGGCACAACAUCGACUACAUCGACAAUACAGGCUGCAUUAACCUGAUCAGCAAGAAGCCCACAGCACUGUUCCACCUACUGGAUGAAGAGUGCAAUUUCCCUCAAGCCACCAACCAGACUUUGUUGGAUAAGUUCAAGAGGCAGCAUGAGGGGAACAGCUACAUCGAGUUUCCCGCUGUCAUGGAGUCCGCCUUCAUCAUCCGACACUAUGCUGGCAAGGUCAAGUACAGUGUCAAGGAUUUCAGGGAGAAGAACACAGACCACAUGCGCCCGGACAUCGUAGCUUUACUGAAGAGCAGCAAAAACGCCUUUAUCUGCGGGCUGAUUGGCAUUGACCCGUCAGCCACUUUCCGCUGGGCGGUCCUCCGAGCUUACUUCAGGGCCCUGGUGGCUUUCAGAGAGGCUGGGAAGAGACACACGCAGAAGAAGUCUGGGCAUGAUGACGCUGCUCCCUGUGCAGUUUUGAAAAGUGUGGAUAGUUUUAGCUUUCUGCAGCACCCUGUGCAUCAGAGAAGCUUAGAGAUCCUGCAGAGAUGCAAAGAGGAGAAGUACACUCCAGAUGAGAGUGAAAAUGUUGUGCAAAGUGAUGAAACUGAAAACGGUGUGGCCAGGAAGAGUCCGCGAACACCACUGUCAGACCUUCAGGGAAGUAACGUCAAUGAGAAAUCACCACGUGGUUCUCCGGGCCUUGGCUGGAACGGGCGCGUGGGUCGACAGAGCCGCUUAUCGUCCAGCAGCUCCACCACAGAAGAAGACGGCAUCUUUGUCAACUCUGCCAGCAGCAAACUCCUUGAGAGAGCUCAUGACAUCCUCAUGAGGAACAAAAACUACAAAUCUAAGUCAGUUCUUCCGAAGCAUUUGCUGGAUGUCAAGUCACUGAAAUACCUCAGCAAACUGACGCUUCAUGACCGCAUCACCAAGUCACUGCUUCACCUCCACAAGAAGAAGAAACCACCCAGUAUCAGCGCACAGUUCCAGGCCUCCCUAAAUAAGCUAAUGGAGACUCUCGGUCAAUCUGAGCCUUAUUUUGUCAAGUGCAUCCGUUCCAAUGCUGAGAAGCUGCCCUUAAGGUUUAAUGAUAACCUGGUGCUGAGGCAGCUGCGUUACACAGGUAUGCUGGAGACUGUGCGCAUCCGGCAGUCAGGCUACAACAUCAAGUACAGCUUCAAGGAUUUUGUCCAUCACUUUUGUGUGCUACUCCCAGAGGGCACCAGUGCCUCCAGAGAGGGCAUCCAGCAGUCUCUGGGCCAGCUUGAUCUGGAUCCAGAUGGGUACCAAGUGGGAAAGACAAUGGUGUUUUUGCGGGAGGCUGAGCGUCAGCGGCUACAGGCCUUACUCCACAGGGAAGUUCUUAGAUAUAUUGUCACGCUGCAGCGGCGAUUUAGAGCCCGGCUGGAGAGGAAGCAGUUUGUCAGGAUGAGAGAAGCAGCAGUCCGCAUCCAGAAAUGGUGGCGUUUAUACCGAUCCAUAGAAGAGGAGGAGGAGGUGGAGGAGGAUUAUGGCCCUGUGCAGGAGGGGGCAGCUUUGUGUCUGCAGACACACUGGCGAGGUUAUAGGGAGCGCCGGAGGUUCAGGCUGUGGAGGGAGGCUGCUCUGGUGCUGCAGAGGGCGUGGAGGUUAUGGCUCUACCGGCGCUGCACAGCAGCUGUGGUUAUUCAGAUGGCCUGGCGCUGUCAUCAAGCCAGACAAGCCUACUUGCGUCUAUAUGGUGCCGUGGUACAACUACAAGCAAUUAGCAGAGGCCACCUUGCCAGGCAGAGCUUCCAAAAACUGAGAGAACAGAAACUGAGGGAGAAGAAGGAGCAGCAGGAGAAGCUGCUUCAACUACAGAAUGGCCAGGUCACUCUCUCUCCAGAAGAAGAGGAGGUGCCACCUGAGAGAAUCCUGGGGUUGGACCUCAGCAGAUGGGAGGAUCGUUCCUACGAGCAACGAGAAAGGAGCCUCCAAAUCCUCAGCAGCCACGAGGGCGCAGUUAAGGAAGGAGAAGUAAUAGAACAUGCUAGCACAAAAGAGAGCCCCUCUAAGACGCAAACUGAAGCUUCUGCUUUAAUCCAGACAUCCACUGUGGUGGUUCGAAAGAGGUCCAGAAUUGUCGAUGAGCCCAGCCAGAAAACCACCCGGGCCAAGAGAGAGAGCCGGCGGAUGAGAGAGUUGGAGCAGGCCAAGUUCAGCCUGGAGCUCCUCAAGGUCCGGGCAACCAGUGGUGGAGCCUCGUCCCCUUCUGAGGAACGACGUUGGUCUGUCGAGCUGGUGGCCCCUGCAACCCCACCUCUUCGUUCACCCCAGGGCACGCCCGACAGCCAGAGCUCCAAAGGCAGUUUUGAGCUUCUCAGCAUGGAUGAGGAGCCACCCAAGGCUACAGCAGAGGUGACAGACAGUAGGGAGCCCGGCUCCCCUCUUCUUUUAGUUGCUCCAGUACCUGAGCCUAAUGUGGAGGUUUCAACAAGCCCAAAGCCAGUUAAACCACAUAGGACAGAGUUUUCUGAUGCUGGUGCCCACUCAGAAAACCAGGGCCAGAGCAAAAUGGAUCUGGCAGCCCCCUCUGCCCCUACACAUCCGCCCAAAAUCGAGAACUACCUCCCUACCUUUUAUGUCCCUGCUAGUGAGAGCAGCACAGCCAUCGCUUGUCGUCCUGCAGAAGAGCCUCAACAAAACACAGAGGCAGCCGUCUCUGCACCCACCACCACCACUAUUACCAAGCCUCUCAAAGAAAGACGAGAGUCAGCGCGUCGACCAGUGGUAGUGGUCAUCAGUAUGCAGAAGGAAACCCAACUAAGUGAAGCGUUGAGCGAUACUGUCCGUCCCCCUGUAGAGGUUAGAGAUUCCGCAGCCCAGACAGGGGAGUUGACACCAUCACCACAGAAACAAGACCCAGCUCCUGUGCCUCAGGGUUCUGUCCCUGUUUCUACCUCUGUCCCUCAGGCUAACCAGGCUGUCAUAGAGAAGCUGGUGCGACUAAAUGAGGAGAAAGAGGAGAGGCAGCGCAAUCAGCAGCAGCAGAAUGAAAAGGAGAUGAUGGUGCAGAUCAGACAACAGAAAGAAGUGCUGGAGCGGCAGCGCCUUCACUUCGCUCAGUACGAGAGAGAAAUGUUUGAGAAACAAAGAGGAGAAGCUCUGCACAGGAUACAGCAAAUUCGACAGGGUGGACAAGAUCUUGGUGGAACAGCAACCUUCACCAAACCCAUUAGACCCAGUUCCCUGCUUAUUGAGAGAACCGCAAGGGUAGCUCCUCAUGCCAGAACAUCGUCGGACUCCACCGCCCCAUCAGAGGACUCUCCCCCAGGUAAAGACAUCCAGGGCCAUGCCCCUCACCCCCAGCUACCUCCUCCACUUGCUUCUACUCCCAGAGAAAGACGCAGGCCUGUUGCUGAGGGCUGGGCACCCAAACUCACGCUGGAGUCCAAGGAUGGAGGAGGUACCAGAGUGAGAACCACUACCAAGAAGCCAACAAGUAAUCAAGGCAACAAAGUUAGUAUGAUGGAUAAGCCGGGCAACAUCUUCUUCUCUCCCAACGACAAAGUGACAUUUACAAUGUCAGACAGUGAUGCUGUCACUAAAGAAACACCUUUAGCCGUUGCCAGAGAAGGACCCUCACCGGUGGUCACCAAGCCUUCUAAAGGAACAAAUGUUGGCAGAGCAGGCCAAAAAAAGAAAGCCAGAAUGGCACGGACACGCUCCGACUUCCUCACCCGCUCCCCCAUCCACUCAGUUGGGGGCGAUUCAGACGAGGAUGAUUAUGAAGGCGACAGCCCCCUCAGCCCCCGCCAUUACACUCUACCCCUCUCCAAACAGAGCUCCACGGAGGUGGGCUUAGGAGAGUCCUGUUUCAGUGACUCAGACAUGCUUGCAGGCUCUGAGGAGCAAAAGAAGAUGCACAAAGCCAUGUCGUCAGGAGAUUUGGGCAAAGUGGACUCACUGCGCAAGAACUCACAAGAUGGAAGGGUUCGUAAGAUGCGUUUCUGGGGCAAGAACAAGUAUGGGGAUAAGAAGACAUCCAGAGAAAAGCUGAUCUGUGGGGCUGAUUCCCUGGAUGGAGACUACGGAGACACUGGGCCAUUGCUGGGAGAUGGUCAGGAAAACAUGUCUCCCCCCUGCAGUCCUGAUCUGAUGUUGGAUCGCGGGUUGAGAGACUUGAAGGAGAACAAGGAGCCGUCUCCCAAGGUGAAACGAAGGCGUAGUGUUAAAAUCACUAGUGUGGCUCUAGAACCUGCUCAGUGGCAGAACGACGCGCUGCAGAUCCUCACCUGCACCAGCGACUACAGGAGCAUGAACGACUUCCUAAUGAAGAAGAUCAACGACUUGGACACAGAGGACAGUAAGAAGGACACCAUGGUUGACGUUGUGUUUAAAAAGGCUCUGAAGGAAUUCCGUCUAAACAUCUUCAACUCUUACUCCACAGCGCUUGCUAUGGACGAUGGUAAGAGUAUCCGCUACAAAGACCUCUACGCUCUGUUUGAGCAAAUCUUGGAGAAGACCAUGCGACAGGAGCAGAGGGACUGGAGAGAGUCUCCUGUCACAGUGUGGGUCAACACCUUUAAAGUUUUCCUGGACGAAUUCAUGACUGAGUACAAACCUCUGGAUAGCACAUUCAGCAAGCAAGUACCUAAACCUGAACGCAAAAAACGUAGGAAGAAGGACACAGACAUUGUGGAGGAGCAUAAUGGCCACAUCUUCAAGUCCACCCAGUACAGCAUCCCUACAUACUGUGAAUAUUGCUCAUCACUCAUCUGGAUGAUGGAUCGUGCCUGCGUGUGCAAAUUGUGUCGGUACGCCUGCCACAGAAAGUGCUGCCAGAAAACGACCACCAAAUGCAGCAAGAAGUUUGAUCCAGAGCUUUCCUCCAGGCAGUUCGGAGUGGAAGUUUCACGUCUGACUAAUGACGAGAGGACAGUGCCCCUGGUAGUGGAGAAGCUUAUCAACUACAUUGAAAUGCAUGGCCUCUACACUGAAGGAAUAUACAGAAAAUCUGGCUCCACCAACAAAAUAAAGGAACUGAAGCUGGGACUUGACACAGAUGUGGACAGCAUGAAUCUGGACGACUACAACAUCCAUGUUAUUGCUAGUGUUUUCAAGCAGUGGCUGAGAGACCUGCCUAAUCCUCUGAUGACAUUUGAGCUGUAUGAGGAGUUUAUACGUGCCAUGGGUUUGCAAGAUAAAAAGGAAACUAUCAGAGGGGUGUAUUCAGUUAUUGACCAGCUAAGCAGAACUCACCUAAACACUCUGGAACGCCUCAUAUUUCAUCUUGUCAGGAUUGCCUUGCAAGAGGAUACAAACCGUAUGUCAGCGAAUGCCUUGGCUAUAGUUUUUGCUCCCUGUAUCCUGCGCUGUCCUGACACCAUUGAUCCACUGCAGAGUGUCCAGGACAUAGGCAAGACCACAGCGUGUGUAGAACUUAUCAUUUGUGAACAGAUGAAUAAGUACAAGAUACGACUAAAGGACAUCAGUAGCCUGGAGUUUGCUGAAAAUAAGGCGAAGUGCAGGCUGACCUUCAUUCGACGGUCAAUGCCAAAUGCAGCUAAAAAGGGAAAAGGCAAUGCAAAGCGACUAAGCUACCACACACCCUCGCCUCCAGUUAGUCCACGGCUGCCAUCUGUGGCUGACGUUGUGAUAGAAGUGAGUGAUGUUGAAGAGGGGGCGAACUUGUUUCCUGAAAUCUCAGAGCAUCAGCAGGCAGCCAUGCAGCAGGAAGAGAGAGUGUUAACAGAGCAAAUCGAGAACCUGCAGAAAGAGAAAGAGGAGUUAACUUUUGAGAUGCUGACUCUGGAGCCACGAGCAUCAGAUGAUGAGACCCUGGAGUCAGAGGCCUCUAUUGGUACAGCUGACAGCUCUGAAAACCUCAAUGUGGACUCUGAGGGAACCAUUUCUGACUUCUCUGAAAGAGGUCCAGUGUUGACUUCCCCCUGGCCUCGGAGAGCUGACGUGAAGAGCCCCCGACGCCGCCCUCUCCGCCGGCAGCCUGACUCCCUGGACUCUGUGGACUCUUGCUCCAGUGUUUCCUCCUACUCCUCCUCAUCACACUUCCACCCAUCGUCCUCUAGCUCCUCUGCCACCACACGCCGCUUUCGUUUUCACACCAAGUCUCCCUCUUUAGGCUCAAGUCCAGCCCAGCCCCAGGCACAGGCUCUCAAUGCAUCUCAGGCCUCCCGAUCCGACAGUAUAGACAGUAGCCCAACAGGAGAUCUGGAAGGCGCGCAUGAUGAAAGGCCCCAGUUUACAAGUCGAGGCACCUUCAAUCCAGAGAAGGGCAAACAGAAACUGAAGGGGGCCAAACAGUCAUCCCUGAGGCACACCAGAGAUGGCGAUGGUCAUGGCAGGGACCCUCCAGACAUACCACAGCAGCGGGUAUUGUAUGGCAGCAAUGAAUUCAUGGUAUGAAGGACACUGGGACACCAAAGCACUCCCUAUUUAACUCCUUGGCAGGCAUAUACGUUCUCAAUGGGAGGAAACGCAAUGGCGACUAAUCUAUACUUCUCAAAGCACUCUUGCUUAGCCUUUCUUUGUUCUGCAAAGAAGUGUCCCCAAGUGCCGUAUACAGUGUUCCCACCCCCAGAGGGAGAGAUACUUGGCAGAGGGACAGAAAUCAGUGGAAGGGCUCCACUUCUGUGGACUAAACUGCCACCCAUGCUCUCACAGUGCCUUGGCAGCUCUUUACUCAGCGCCGAGAGGAGACGCACUGAGCAGGAGGACAGAGAAAAGGGAAUGUUGGAAAAUGCCGAAGACCACUCAGCAUCAGGGAAUGUUACAGAGCUGGAAAGCUGAAGCAGUGUACUACAGUAAAUAAGAAGAAAUCAGGCAACAUCAUGCGUUAGAGAUGUUAUGGUGAACUUAAAGCUCACAAUUAUUAGCUGCUUUAUGAGUUUACAGUUCAUAACAAUCAGUGUAAGCAAUGGUUGCUCUGUUACUGCAAAUUUGUUUCCCUUAUUUAAUGAAUUUUAUUGUCACAGAAAUUCUUUAUAGCAUAUGAUAUACAGUUAUAAAUACUGUACAAAGCCGGAACACCAGCCUCUGCUGGGUAGUUGAAGUCAAAUAUUUAUCUGUUUUUUGUUUUGUUUGAGUAUCUUGGACAGAGAUGUACGGAUUUGGGCAAUGGAUGAUUUGUGUGUGUGUGUGUGUGUGUGUGUGUGUGUGUGUGUGUGUGUGUGUGUGUGUGUGUGUGUGUGUGUGUGUGUGUGUGUGUGUGUGUGUGUGUGUGUGUGUGUGGUGCGUGUGCCAAGCGCUCAUGCGUGAGUGUAUGUGUGAGAAAGAGAAAAGUACUUUGUUUUUUUAAGUUUGUGCUGCUUUUUUCCCCUUACAAGGGAAACAUCGCCAUCAAAGGGACCAAGUAAGCUGGUGUGCAUUCCAGCCAAGGGGAUCCCAGCUCUGUAAAGAAUGUGUCGGAUGUGUAUAAAAUCCCUGCAUUCACUGCUUAACAGCCAUAAAACAAUUGUAAUGUACAGUUCAUAUGUACAGUAUAGUGAACAAAUGACAUUCUAUUCUUGAAAUCUAUUGUUACCCCCCCCCCAUCCCCCACCCCCCAUCCCCAUCCCCAUCCCCCAUCCCCAUCCCCAUCUCCUGUCUCUAAAGUGUUUGCUCAAUAGCAACCAAGAACGUAAAAUCAAAA
Molecule: messenger RNA, 9878 nt
Organism: Micropterus salmoides (largemouth bass)
Lineage: Eukaryota; Metazoa; Chordata; Actinopteri; Centrarchiformes; Centrarchidae
Gene: myo9aa
Product: myosin IXAa
Exons: 46
Coding region: 488-8653 (2721 amino acids)
Biological process (GO): intracellular signal transduction
Cellular component (GO): myosin complex
Molecular function (GO): protein binding; ATP binding; GTPase activator activity
Source: RefSeq, a predicted model, not a curated record